Naegleria gruberi is the source of this 680-nucleotide messenger RNA. RefSeq lists its product as uncharacterized. Lineage: Eukaryota; Heterolobosea; Eutetramitea; Acrasida; Naegleriidae. The record is from RefSeq and is a predicted model, not a curated record. Bases 142 to 666 code for a protein of 174 amino acids. The transcript has 5 exons.
AUUGAGAAAUGGUCUACAAAGGAUUGUGAAGAAUGGGCUGGUGAGAUUGGUCUUUCAAAAAAUAAUAAGAAAUUAGCAAAGAAAUACACUGGAACUGACUUGGUUGCUCUCUUCAAUCAAUGCGCUGGAGAUUUAGAAACAAUGGAUGAAGCUUUUAAUCAUGAAUUUUUACCUCUUGGAGAAUUAAAGACAUUACUUUUUCAAGUUGAGAGAAUUAGAGAAAAUUUAUUGACAUAUAAUGAUGAUUUUGUAAAAUAUGAGAAAUUGAGACAAGAAAAGAAGAAAAAGACAAAGAAAAAGUCAGCUCUCUCAAUGAAUUCUACAGCAUCAUUUGCUUCAUCUAAUUUUAUUGAUGAUCCAUUCAUGUUUUCACGUGAAAAUAUUUUAAUGAGAACACCAGAGGAAGUUGGUGACUUGAUUGUUUUAUUGUGGAAGUAUGCUCUGAGGAAAUAUAGAACUCCAAUCUCAGCUCAACAAAUUGAUUCUGUCACAAAUGAUUUGAAACAAUGUAUGGUAAAGAUGGGAAUUAAUGGAGAAGUUUUCUUGGAAAUGAAAGAAGUUUCUGAUUGGAAUUUCUUCUUUGCCAAAGAAUUGGUUAAAUAUUUGGAUAUGACUGAAUUAUUCUCUGUAAUUGUUUAUGAUUUCAUGCCAACAAAGAAGGAAUAAAACAAUUGUAAAAG